AUGAAUGAAUAUUGGCUUCCGAACCGAGGAUCCGCCGAAACGUUUUGGCAACAUGAGAUGAACAAACACGGGACAUGCGUAAAUACUCUUGCACCAUCGUGCUAUGGUGACAAAUACGAAGCCGGCGAUGAAGUUAUCGAUUUCUUCACGAGAGCUGUGGGAUUAUUUAAAGAAUUGGAUACCUAUAAAGCGCUCGAGAAAGCAGGGAUUGUGCCAAGUUAUACGGCUACUUAUACCGAGAGCCAGAUUCAGGCUGCAUUAACUGCAGUUACUGGAAGUGAGGUUGUGCUGGGUUGUUCGUAUGGGAGAUUAAACCAAGCCUGGUAUAGUUUUAACGUCAAAGGGAGUUUACAAUUGGGAGAAUUUGUGGCUACCGCUCCAGCUGGGAAAGGCGGGAGAGGUACUUGUCCUAGAAGAGGCAUUAAAUAUUUACCCAAGAAGGGAUAUUGA
Molecule: messenger RNA, 450 nt
Organism: Sclerotinia sclerotiorum 1980 UF-70
Lineage: Eukaryota; Fungi; Ascomycota; Leotiomycetes; Helotiales; Sclerotiniaceae
Exons: 1
Coding region: 1-450 (149 amino acids)
Biological process (GO): RNA catabolic process
Cellular component (GO): extracellular region
Molecular function (GO): RNA binding; ribonuclease T2 activity
Source: RefSeq, a predicted model, not a curated record